GGGAUGGAACGGACCGCAUCUUCACUCACCGAGCCACACGCAUGUCAUGGACCCGUUCCACGGCAUACUCAUCGCGGCGGCCAUCCUCGUGCUGUUCCUCAUCUUCGUCGCCUUCCCGCUCAGCUUCCUCCGCUACUACUUCAGCACCAGCGUCGCCGAGGUGCCCGCGCCGAGGGGCGUCGGCACGGAGCUGCUGGGCUCGCUGCCGGUCACGGUGUACCGCACGGAGGACCACGUCGGGGUGCUGGAGUGCGCGGUGUGCCUGGCCGGGCUCCAGGACGGGGAGCAGGCGAGGUUCCUGCCCUGCUGCGGCCACGGGUUCCACGCCGGGUGCAUCAGCGCGUGGCUGGCGUCCCGCCCCACCUGCCCGCUCUGCCGGGUCACCGUCGUCGGCAAGCUUCCCGACGCGCUUACAUCGACGAGUCUCCCUCCCACACCGCAGGAGCCCGCGAAUUACGCCGGGAACCUGCCGGCGAGUGUGCUGAUGCUCGGGGUUUCAGACCAGGCCACGCUCGGCGCGGUGACCGUGGCCUCUGAUGGAGAGGCCGCUCCGCCCUUGCAACGGCAGCGGUGCUGGUGAUUGAUAUUCCGGGGUCAAGUCAAGGAUGGUGGCGCGACGAGUCCAAGUCUCCGGGCAUGUUCAAGAGGCUGUGGAGCUUCGGGAGGCAAGAACCGUCGGCGUCCACUACGGCUUGCUCCGGCGGCAGUGGCAACGGAACAGGCAGCAGAUGUAGAGCUGGUAGCAUCACCUGUGCUGUGCAUGCAACCCCGAGAGCUCCGUUGUAGGUGAAGCAUAGAGCCGGAAAUUGUCACCGGAUGUGCCGCCCAGAGAUCAACUCCAACGCCCAAGCUCUGCAUAUAUUUGCAUGCUGGUAUGGGACAUAGAUAUUCUUAGAUUUUCAUUAAAAAAAAUGAUAUUCUCCAGCCUAGGAAUUAGUAGUUCCAUGCGUGUAUGAUCGUUUUACUCACGUCAUUUUUAAGACACGUCGCUUAGCGGCUAAGUCAUUUUCCAACGCCUCUGCUAUGUGGAGGAAUUGGCUUUACCAAUCAGGUGGCUCGAGCUCAGCAUAUGUGGCCAGGUGGUGGAGUAUUUCGGAUUCCUGUUAUCUCAUUAUUAUCCAUGCAUUUUGUAAUCUAUCUAA
Aegilops tauschii subsp. strangulata is the source of this 1142-nucleotide messenger RNA. RefSeq names its product E3 ubiquitin-protein ligase EL5. Gene Ontology annotation, biological process: protein ubiquitination. The record is from RefSeq and is a predicted model, not a curated record. Gene Ontology annotation, molecular function: transferase activity. Lineage: Eukaryota; Viridiplantae; Streptophyta; Magnoliopsida; Poales; Poaceae.